This is a messenger RNA of Seminavis robusta, 876 nucleotides long. The record is from the annotation of a GenBank genome assembly. Lineage: Eukaryota; Bacillariophyta; Bacillariophyceae; Naviculales; Naviculaceae.
CCUUGAUCGGCACACUUCGUCGUGCAUCCGCCUCCUUCCAUCUCAUUGUGUUUUGUUGUUGAGCUCUGUCAUUCUAGCUAGCUAGACUAGAGAGACCAAAGAGACUACCAAGUCUGCGAGGAUCCGGAGGCACCAUUGUUAGCUUGAAGAUUGGACUUCUUUAUUUGAAUUAAUUAUACAUAUCGACGCGACAAUGUCAGCUACCACCGACCAACCUGACCAUGCUACUUCGGCAGAUCCAGAUCAGGUCCAUCCACUCCCCGAAUCGAUUCCCAAAUUAUUGACUCGAUCGUUUCUGGUAUUGUCGGUUCCUACCGAUGCCUGGGUCCAACUAUUUUCGGAUCGAAUUGUCUUUGGGGUGAGUCAAUUGGAUGGCAAGAUUGGGACGUAUCUGCUGUGCGAGGCCGUCACAACGGAAGCCAAUCUGCGACAAACCGAGUAUCACUUGUCGACACUUCUGGGGAGCCGGUCGGAUGAUUCCAUGGGGGGAGUGUAUGCACGGACACUGCACGAGCGAUUGCGGGGAAUUAAUAAUAUUGCAAUCAAUAAUAAGCCACCCGUGAUUCUGUUGGGCAUUGCAUUGGACAAAGACAAGGGCAACGAUCCCAAAAUGUUCAAGCUCCUCGUGGAUCUGCUGGUCGACAUGUAUGUGGAUGCCAUACAAGAGAAACCCGAAUAGAAAAGGCACGACAAUCCAAUCAAUCAAUCAAUCAAUCAUGAACUUUAAUUUUGGCUUGAUCAUUGGUACUAAAAUUGGAAAGCAUUUCUAAUGUCCAUAAAGAGCCAUAGAAACCGACUAUUUGAAGCAGGAAUGCUUUGUUCUGGGGAGUAGCUACAGUAGUUCUCUCUUUCGUCGUUACGAUAAUGACACUUCUC